GGAUUCUGGUCAGGUCUGGUGUGGUGGGUGGGGCGACUACGGGCAAGCUGGAGCCGAGCCAGUGCCAGAUAAACGUUGCCUACAGUUGGAUGGAUGGCCUUCGUGCCGGCCUGCCACUUCUCCUGCUAUGAUGCCUGGGCAGAUCCCAGACCCUUCAGUGACCGCAGGUUCUCUACCAGGGCUCGGCCCCCUCACCGGACUUCCCAGCUCUGCUCUGACCACAGAGGAGCUGAAAUACGCUGACAUCCGCAACAUUGGGGCCAUGAUUGCGCCCUUGCACUUCCUGGAGGUGAAACUGGGCAAGAGGCCCCAACCCGUGAAGAGUGAGCUAGACGAGGAAGAAGAGCGAAGGAAAAGGCGCCGAGAGAAGAACAAAGUGGCCGCAGCCAGAUGCCGGAACAAGAAGAAGGAACGCACGGAGUUUCUGCAAAGGGAGUCAGAGAGGUUGGAGCUCAUGAACGCCGAACUGAAGACCCAGAUCGAGGAGCUGAAGCUGGAGCGGCAACAGCUUAUCCUGAUGCUCAACCGCCACCGCCCCACCUGCAUCGUGCGCACAGACAGCGUCAGGACACCCGAGUCCGAGGGCAACCCGCUGCUGGAGCAGCUGGACAAGAAGUGACUGAAGGCUUGAAGGAGGCAUCAGAGGAUGGGGAGGGGGGGUGGCAGAAGGAGAAGGGGUGAUGGAGGCCUCCCCCUGGGCGCAUGACAGACUCUACAAUGAGGCUUGGCAUAACUGGCCUCCAGCCGGCUCCUUUCCGAAACUCAGCCCAGCCACGCGAGAGCAAGAGCAGACUGAAGAGGGACCAAGCGACGAGACCAAAGUUGACCCGCAGGUAGGGGCUGUCGUACUCCAAGGCCCAGCUUGAAGGGCACCUCAGCUAGAGAGCUGCCCAGUCAGGUAGCCUCCUCAGGCAUGCCUCUGGCCUCUCUGCUGAGAUCCCUCACCCAAAGGACUACCGAGCAACCGAGAAAAGCCAUGCGUCCCAAACACGGUGUGGCCAAGGAUGGAACUCAGCGUGGACUGCAAUCCACCCUCCCCAGCCCUGCCCAAGCCCGGUGGAAAGGGGUGCACUGCGGGGCUGUGAUGGCCCUGCCCAGGUGGCACAGCCUGGUGGCCCUGCUGGAGUUUGCUGUGGCACUGAGGCGCGGGCGCCCUCCCAAAGCACACACUCAGUCGAUGAAUGUUUACAGACUGGCUGUCCUGGCGGGGCUUCCAACUGCACACCUUUUUUUUAUACUUUCUUUUUUUUUUUUAAAUAUUUUUUACAAAAAAAGGAUUUUAUACGAGCAAUAUAUAUAUGGAUUUCUAUAAUCACUCGAUGUGACACAGUACAAAUAUGCUAUGGUCUGUCGUUAAGGACAUCCACCCACCGGUUACAGCCGUUGUAAUUCCUAAGUACUGUAGGCUCUGGGUGUUGAGGGGUGGUGGCCAUGCGGUUGGGGUGCAUUUCCAUCCUUGUAAACCCUUCCUAGUACUCAGUCCUGUAUCGCUCAGUAAACAUUGCUCUUAAUUACUCA
This is a messenger RNA of Myodes glareolus (Bank vole), 1518 nucleotides long. The record is from RefSeq and is a predicted model, not a curated record. Lineage: Eukaryota; Metazoa; Chordata; Mammalia; Rodentia; Cricetidae.